AUCUUUGUGACAUUGAAAGACAAAAUGGCAGAUGACCACGUUUUGCAAACUAAACUCUUCAAUUUCAUUUGCGGUAGCGGAGGUUUUGUCGACUUGACUGUUCUUUUGAAAUCAUCGUCGCCUCUAGGAAGCAGAAAAUCCGAAGAAUCAGCCAAGAAAUGGUUGGAAAGUCGUCAAGGACCUCGGGCUGGGUUCGCCUGCGUCAAAGAUCAAAAUGGCGAAAUCGUUGGUGUACGAGUUGAUUUGCGAAAGAAAGUUUGUUAUCGAUAUGCGACUAAAGGCAUUUGUCGCUUUCGACGACGUAAGCAAGGUAACUGCAAAUACUGGCACAUUUGUAAAACUUUCGUGGAAGGGAGAUGUGACGACUUUUGUGACCUUUCGCAUGAUUUUUACAGCGACGAUAACUGGGAAAUAGCGGAAGACCUCAACCUUCCUGAAGAUAAAUAUUCAAACGGGGCAAUGAAGAAAAUUGUAUCCUGGAGUUUGCCACAGGUUUGCGAGUUGUAUCAAAGAAAUGAAUGCACAUGGAGUCAAUGUCCGUAUAUUCAUGUUUGUGCCCAGUUUAUUGAAGAAUCGUCACAUUCAAAUUGUGUCUUGUCACAUGACUUGAAGGAUUCUCAUAACUUCAUGAUUCUCGAGAAAUACGACUUAGUACCAUCCAGUCAAGUAAUAAACAUUAAUUUUGUGCGAUGCAAUGUUUUGAUUUUGGAGGAACAGAAGCGCAUCAACACAGCUGUUGUCAAUUCUGAUCCAGGAAGGGAGCAAAACCGACCUUCACGUCCUACUGCUGUUAAUUCACAAACUCGAAGUGUUCCCUCGACCCCUUGUUUUCUAACCGAGUGGAGAGUAUUCGAAUGUCUGUGCAAAGAGUAUGGCUCAUCAGCCUCUAUCCAAAAUAUUGCAGGGCGAAAGGAUUUAUUUCCUCAAGGAGUAGACAGCGCCGUAAGAUGGUUUCGUGAAAUGACCCAGGGAAGCUUCUUGAUAACCAGAGGCAGCCAAGGAACGAUUACAGGAGUUAGGGCUUUCUCUGCAAGAGCUCGCAUUUGUGUGAGUUACAAUGAGAACGGAAGAUGCCAUAGAUCUGACUGCUCAUUUCUGCAUAUUUGUAGAGAUUUUGUCACUGACUCUUGUAGCAAUGGCGUAACAUGUUCGCUAAAUCACCACUUUCACAAUCAGAGAGACGAGGCCUUUCUGACCAGGAUCAAGCUCAGCCAGUUUACCGAACAGCAGCUCCACCAGCUCGUUCUUUCUUCAACACCUCAGAUUUGUGUGGAAUACAACAAUGGUGUUUGCAACCGUGGUGACGACUGCAGCAGGAUUCACAUGUGUUGUGGUCAUAUCAGGAAGUGUUGCAGUGCUAAAAGUGAAUGCGGCUUGGAUCAUGAGGAAGCGAUGGAUACCAAACACACUCAGGCAGUUCUUGGGCGUUAUUUGUUACACAAUGUUGGAAAAGCUGAAGCAAUUGCCAUGAUACUUGAUGAUAAACUUUGUCUUUCAGGCAAAGAGAAAGCAAAGGGACACAUUCACAAGGACAAGCCAGAUGCUUACAUCUGCUCAAGAUUUCUUAUUGACGAAUGUAAAAAAGGCACAGGAUGCCCAGAACAUCACUUGUCUAAGCCGUAUCACUGGCAGUAUAAAUGGUUUACGUCCGAUGAAUGGAAAAGUUUUGGUGACGUGGACAACUUUGCAUUGGAGAAGCUCUACUGUGACGUGAAUGUCGAGGCGCCAGUUAAUUUCAAGCCAGCGCAAUCCCUUGAAGUCUCCUCUCUUCAAAGGCAAGAAUUUAUUUUUUCUUUGAUCAUAAAUUUCAGAGUGGGAAUUCGUCCUCUUGCCGAUGGAUAUGAAGUCAAGAUCGACGUUAAUAAUAUGACUUUGUCCAUUUUGCAAAGUUCACCACCAUUCCGCUCAUUCGCCGGAGAACUAAGGCGACUGUCCACCAUUGCUUAUGAAACUUUUCCUUGUGGUGUCAUGGGUACAAAUUGGAAAUGGUACUGGGAAGACAAUGGCAAUGUUUGGCGUACGUACGAUAAAGAUCAUUCGGGCCACAUAGAGAAAGCUUUUCUCGAUGGCCGCACCAAUUACAAGUUUAACACCUCAGAGCACGAAUACAAUUUGGUAUUUCAUUCAGCAAGUAACAUGCAUCAAAUUAAUCUGAAACUUGGAACCAAGAGGGCGGUUAAAAGACGACCCGAAAAAGCUUUAACAAAUGAGGACAUGGAAGACUUGAUAUGGGCUUACGGAGAUUCCUCCAGAAGGAGAAAGAUAGAAAACAGAACAGCCAUGUAUAACGUUCCAAACCACUGGUCUUCCAUGCCACCCGAUGGGCAGUAUAUUCGCGUCAUGUUAACGACAUCAUCAAAGGAAUAUAAAGAAGUUGAGCAAUUGUUCCGAAAGUCGAUGAACGACCACAUUUCAAUUGAAAUUGAAAGGAUCGAGCGUGUACAGAACCCUUUCAUGUGGGAGAAGUAUUGCAGAAAGAAACAGAACAUGAGGCUGAUAGCAAGAAGGAAUCAACAGGAAUCAAUCAAUGAGAAAAACUUGUUUCACGGAACCACUCCAGACUCGGUGGAGGCCAUUUGCAAACAGAACUUUGAUUGGCGUCUGCACGGUAGAAACGCAUCUAAGUAUGGUGAAGGAAGCUAUUUUGCAGUGAAUGCAUCAUACAGCCAUUCCUACGCAAAGAGAGAUGACAAUAUGUUUCAAUUCAUGUUCUUGACCAAAGUUCUCGUUGGUUCAUAUACAGAAGGUCACUCCAGUUAUCGAAGACCACCGCCGAAGCAACCAUCAGAUCCCGCCAGCGAUUUGUACGACUCUUGUGUAGAUAACACGUCCAAUCCCACAAUCUUUGUGGUCUUUGACACCGAUCAGUUCUACCCAGAAUACAUAAUCCAAUAUUCCUCUGCUCAGCCGGAGGCACCCACAAAAAAUACGACGGUGAGAUCCAUGCCGAAACCUGUAAGUGCUCACACUUCUCUUAAUAGCCUCAACACAGUACCCAAACCAAGCCUACCUAUCAUUAACAGUAAUACCGCAGCAAGACCCCAGCCGAAACCUGAAAGAGCUCAAACUUCCCUUAAUAGCUUUAUCGCAGCAUUUAGGCCGAGGCUACCUGCCGGCAACAUUAGUAGCUACUCAGCCGCCGCUGUAUCAAGUUCGAGUAUUGCUAGCACCAAUGCAACUACCUUCUCAAAUAAAGUUGGCGCAGCUCUCAACGCCUAUAGAUCCGCUGUUCGUGGUGGUCAUUCUCAAGCUUCCCAAGCAUCCGCACUACAACCACCAACAACUACAAUGUCAGCAUCUCCAACCUUUCAAACUUACCCUAGAGGGAUUUUGAAGAAGAAGCCCACCAGUUAUAGUAGGCUAGGUUCUUCCUCUUAG
Messenger RNA from Pocillopora verrucosa, 3378 nucleotides. NCBI's taxonomy places the organism in Eukaryota, Metazoa, Cnidaria, Anthozoa, Scleractinia, Pocilloporidae. The record is from RefSeq and is a predicted model, not a curated record.